Messenger RNA from Ceratitis capitata (Mediterranean fruit fly), 1824 nucleotides. RefSeq names its product phosrestin-1 (gene Arr2). Gene Ontology annotation, cellular component: cytoplasm. Lineage: Eukaryota; Metazoa; Arthropoda; Insecta; Diptera; Tephritidae. Gene Ontology annotation, biological process: signal transduction; G protein-coupled receptor internalization. The transcript is spliced from 3 exons. Gene Ontology annotation, molecular function: G protein-coupled receptor binding. The coding region runs from base 182 to 1387 and encodes 401 amino acids. The record is from RefSeq and is a predicted model, not a curated record.
CGCGGUCAAUAUGUACGCAUUUCCCUUCAGACGCGCGCGAACAUUACAAGAACCCCAAACCAAAGAAAUCAUUUAGUGUUAGAAACAUUAGUAUUUGAGGACGUUUGAGACAAGACGCAAGGAUAUACGGGAAAUUUUAAAUCGAACUAGUGGUAAUUAAAGAAAGAAGAGAGCUUCAAAAAUGGUUGUUUCAGUAAAAGUAUUUAAGAAAGCCACGCCCAAUGGCAAAGUGACCUUCUAUUUGGGACGUCGUGAUUUCAUCGAUCACUUGGACUACUGUGAUCCUGUUGAUGGCGUUGUGGUGGUCGAUCCGGAUUACUUGAAAAAUCGACGCGUAUUCGGACAACUCGUCACCACCUAUCGUUAUGGCCGCGAAGAGGAUGAGGUCAUGGGUGUCAAAUUCUCCAAGGAGCUAAUCUUGUGCCGCGAACAAAUUGUUCCAAUGACCAAUAGCAACAUGGAGAUGACACCAAUGCAGGAGAAACUUGUACGCAAGCUAGGCAGCAAUGCACAUCCUUUCACCUUCCACUUCCCACCCAGUUCACCCAGCUCUGUGACACUACAACAGGAGGGCGAUGAUAUGGGCAAGCCAUUGGGUAUUGAAUAUACAAUUCGUGCUUAUGUCGCCGACACUGAGGAUGAUCGUCAACACAAGCGUAGCAUGGUCAGCUUGGUAAUUAAGAAAUUGCAAUAUGCACCACCCACACGUGGUCAACGCUUGCCAAGCUCUUUGGUGAGCAAGGGUUUCACUUUCUCCAAUGGCAAAAUCAGUUUGGAGGUGACCUUGGAUCGUGAGAUUUACUAUCAUGGCGAGAAGGUGGCUGCUACAGUACAGAUCAGCAAUAAUUCAAAGAAGUCAGUGAAGAAUAUUAAAUGCUUCAUUGUACAACACACAGAGAUCACUAUGGUUAAUGCACAGUUCAGCAAACAUGUAGCACAGUUGGAGACCAAAGAGGGUUGCCCCAUAACACCGGGCGCUAAUCUCUCGAAGACGUUCUAUCUGAUUCCACUGGCUGCAAAUAACAAGGAUCGUCAUGGUAUUGCACUCGAUGGCCAUUUGAAGGAUGAGGAUGUAAAUUUGGCCUCAUCUACUUUAGUACAGGAAGGAAAAUCCACAGGUGACGCUUGUGGUAUUGUAAUCUCAUACUCGGUACGCAUCAAGCUGAACUGCGGCACUCUGGGCGGUGAAAUGCAGACAGAUGUGCCAUUCAAACUGCUACAACCAGCACCGGGUUCCGUCGAAAAGAAACGCUCCAACGCCAUGAAGAAGAUGAAGUCGAUUGAACAACAUCGCAAUGUCAAAGGUUAUUACCAGGAUGACGAUGAUAAUAUCGUGUUCGAGGACUUUGCCAAGAUGCGUAUGAAUAAUGUCAAUAUGGAUGAUUAGAUUUAGAUGUAAGCAACGUGGACGGUGAGGUGUUGACGGUAAUGUUUGGCUUGUGGGUGGUUCGAGUUGACCGAUAUUUGAUUACCUUUGCAAGUUAUGUGCCACGAGGGCGUAUGUGAUAUUUCUAGUUAUUUGUUAGUAUUGACGAGGUGAAAGUUAUUUGUGUUUGUUAAUUUGUUGCAACCACUUUAAAAAAAAAAAAAACAACAACAACAACAACAACAACAAUAGUCAUUAAGACAUCGCAUUAACGACGCAUCAGCAGCGGCACUAAAAUUUAAUCCUUAAUUUAUAAAUAAUUUCUGUUGUAUAAAUAAAAUUUCUUUGACUUUUGGUGCGUUUAAAUACAUACAUACACACAUACAUACAUACAUGUAUAGUAUGUCGCACUACGGUUAUUUAAUAAAAGAGCAACAACAAGUUAAAGAUCUGUGAAA